AUUGCGUCCUGCAGAAAGUACUUUCAUUCUCCAGCAGGUCUGCAUUCCUCAACAGCCACUUGACUAUCUUUUUCUUUUUGGUCACGCACUGUAAACUUCCUACCUGACCCUCUCCCCACACUCACCUAAGCAGCUUUUUUUUUUUUCUGGAGGAAAGAUCAUUUUGACCGUGUGCACACGCCUCACGCACGCGCACAUUAAAGAAGGUGUAUGGAGGUGAAGCAGCUGCUGAGGACUGAAGACGGCUGUCAGCACAUUUCUCUUUCACCAACUGGAAGCAGAACUGAAUGGACUAGUACUGGUGAGAGACACAAACUCUGACCUUCACUCCAAACUCCUUGCAGUAGUAUCCACCAAACAUCUGGAUCCACCAUACUAAAACAUAGCGACCAUCAAAGUAUAAUAAUGGAAGAGCAGUCCACCAGUGAACCAUCCAUAUCAGGCUUCGUCCUGGCUGAUUACGCAGUCUUUGCGGCGAUGUUGUUCGUCUCUAUGGCCAUCGGACUCUUCCAGGCCCUGAAGAAGAGCCAGAGGGAGGCCAGUGCUGAUGACUUCUUCACCGGGGGUCGGAGCAUGCCGGCAGUGCCUGUUGGGCUGUCUCUCUGUGCCAGUUUUAUGUCAGCAGUCCAGGUCCUGGGUGUUCCCUCUGAGGCUUCCCGCUAUGGCUUUAAAUUCCUCUACAUGUGCCUCGGACAAAGCAUCAACUCCCUGCUGACAGCUUACCUCUUCCUGCCAGUUUUCUUUCGACUGGGCAUCACCAGCACCAAUCAGUAUCUGAAGAUGAGAUUUGGCAGAGGGAUGCAGCUGUUGGGGAGUAUCCAGUUUCUUGUGGCGACGCUGCUUUACACAGGGAUUGUCAUCUAUGCACCUGCCUUGAUCCUUAACCAAGCUACUGGACUCAACAUGUGGGUGUCUCUGUUUUCUACUGGCAUCAUUUGCACCAUGUACACCACACUGGGUGGCAUGAAAGCUGUGAUCUGGACCGAUGUGUUCCAGAUUAUCGUCAUGUUGUCGGGCUUUGUGGCCAUUUUCAUCUACGGCACAGUUCUGGUCGGUGGUCCUGCAAUGGUCCUGGAGAUCGCCAACAAUGGAUCACGCAUUAAUUUUAAUGAUUUUGACGCUGACCCUCGGCAGCGCUAUACCUUCUGGAGCCUGUCUGUUGGGGGUGCAUUUGUUUGGCUUUCCAUGUACGGAGUAAACCAAGCUCAAGUCCAGCGCUACAUCUCCUGCAGAACGGAAAGAGAGGCCCAGUGGGCGCUGUUUGUGAACCAAGUGGGUCUGUGCCUGAUUGUGAGCAGUGCAGCAACCUGCGGCAUUGUCAUGUUUGCUUAUUACAUCCACUGUGAUCCGCUGAAGUCUGGGAGGAUUUCUGCCCCUGAUCUGUACAUGCCUUACUUUGUGUUGGACAUAUUCAAAAGUCACCCUGGCUUCCCAGGUCUUUUCCUUGCCUGUGCAUACAGCGGGACUCUCAGCACGGCCUCCACAAGUAUCAAUGCAAUGGCUGCAGUAACGAUGGAGGAUCUGCUGCGACCUCAUCUGCUCCACAUGACCCAGAAGAAACUGAUCUUGGUUUCCAAAGGACUGUCGUUGCUGUACGGAGUUAGUUGUAUCACCGUAGCUGCUCUCUCCUCCCUGUUGGACUGGGGAGUUCUUCAGGGUUCGUUCACCGUCAUGGGUGUGGUCAGCGGUCCAUUACUGGGCGUAUUCAUUUUGGGGAUGUUUGUCCCAGCAGCAAACAGGCUGGGGGCAUUCUCAGGAAUAUUAGUGGGCUUCUGUGUCUCUCUGUGGCUGGCAGUCGGUUCAACCCUUUACCCGCCCAGUGAGGAGACCAUGGGUGUCCUGCCAAGCUUUGCAGGCGACUGUGGAUCCAACAACGUCACCCUGAACAGCAGCCCUAACCAAGACGAACACUCCAUCUCCACCCUGCUUCGCCCCAAUAACCAGGGGGGCCUGCUUAACUUCUACUCCAUGUCCUACCUCUACUUUGGUGCCAUGGCGACUAGUUCGGUCGUGCUAGUUGGGCUGAUAGUGAGCUAUGCUACAGGACCAACAAAGAGGAGUCAUAUUAAAGAGGGUUUGUUAUGGUGGGAUCUGAACAAAAAACAAGUAGAGGUCCCAUCAGAGCGCAGAACUGGAACAAUGUCCAGGAUGUUUACCUGCCUUCGGUACAAUGCAAGCUGGGAUACACACAUGAGCCUGAAUAGCAAUAAUCAGGGAGACAAGAUGACAGAUAAACCACAGCUUGUGCCUUUAAGGGAACUGCAUAGGGAAGAUGCAAAUGAAGAAGAAGAAGAAGAAGAAGAAGAAGAACCAACAGAUGCUGGUAACAUUAAAUCACCUCUCAGAGUUUAGGUGUUGAACAACUAAAAGUUUUUUGUAAUCUCAAAUAGCACUGAUGAUAGUGGCAUUUCUUCUCUAUUGGCAGAAACCUUUUUUAAUACACGUCUUUUUCCUGUUCAAUUCAACUUUUUGUCUCUUUGUAUGUCCUAAGUCUGCCCCACAUUUGGAGCUAAGUUUGAGUGAAACAAGAGGCUUUUUAAUAAAUGUAUUUCUUAAAAAUGUGAUUGGAGGCCUUUAUAAUUGUGCCAAAGAACAUAUAGACUCUAAUCAAAUACCCUCCAAUGUUUUUUUUUAAAUUCUUUUAAUGUUGAAAGGCUCUUUCAUCAGGACAUUCAUUCUGGUAUGUCCCAUAUCUGUAGCAAUGCACACCUGCACUUCAAACAGUCUUAAUGGAUAUGUGACAGGCAGUGUCUUGGCUUUGUGCGUACGCAUUAACAGUAAUUCAACCUUUCCCACUGUUUCAUCACUCUGAGUUCGUGUCUUAUCAUCUCGUUACCGAAAGCUUCCUCUUAAAUGGACAGUAAAGGGAGUAUUUAUUGACAAAAAAGUGGUUCGACUCUCUUCUUCUUAUUGGCUACGACUGCAAUGAAUGGGAGAUCUGUGACGGUCCCUGUCUAGUGUUGAUGUGCUGAUGUGGUUGACCAGUUAUGACUUUCCACAUAAAUAUGAAGUGCGGGAGACAUCGUAAAGAUAUCAGAAGCAUUUCCAGCCACAAAAGUUCAGAAGUCAUCACUCAUCUAUAGUCCACACACAGCCGGCAUCAGUAGAGACCUGUUACAACAAGAUAAGCACGAAGGCAGCACCAUCACUGACUAUAUAUAACCCAAUUCACUAUAAAUAGCAGCAUUAUAUGUGAACAACCUCUGCUAUAUUCUGCAGUGAAUGGAAGGAAGAAACAUGAAAGACAUCUCCUGUUGUGAAUACUUUAUUCAUGGUACUUUGUGGAUAAAAAGCAUGACUCUGAUUGCUACUGUUCAUAUCUGAUAAGCCACUGGUUGUGCUUUAGCUUUAAUGGAGGAAUAUUCAUAAGAAAUAAAACACCCCCAGUGCACUAAAAUGUCACUACUUCACUACUUCUGCUACUGUUUUGUUUAUGUUUUAACAUUUAUUCCAUUAUUGCUGCUUGUUGUCACAGUUGAAACAAAUGUCUUCGGUUUCAUAGAACAUGCUUUAUAUGCACAUGUUUUAUAACAACAAUUAAUAAAAUAUAUUCCACAUUACAA
Messenger RNA from Dicentrarchus labrax (European seabass), 3563 nucleotides. It is a transcript of the gene slc5a5, whose product is annotated as solute carrier family 5 member 5. Gene Ontology annotation, cellular component: membrane. Gene Ontology annotation, molecular function: symporter activity. The record is from RefSeq and is a predicted model, not a curated record. The transcript has 18 exons. Gene Ontology annotation, biological process: sodium ion transport; iodide transmembrane transport. NCBI's taxonomy places the organism in Eukaryota, Metazoa, Chordata, Actinopteri, Moronidae. Bases 406 to 2352 code for a protein of 648 amino acids.